CUCUCGCCAUGGCCAGCCCCACAGAUAACAACGAGGGCUUCUUCUCAGAUGUCAGGAAGGUGGGUUACUUGCGCAAACCCAAGAGCAUGCAUAAACGCUUUUUCGUGCUGAGGGCAGCCAGCGAGUCUGGACCCGCCCGGCUGGAGUAUUACGAGAAUGAGAAGAAAUGGAGACACAAGUCGGGGGCCCCCAAGCGCUCCAUCCCAUUGGAGAGCUGCUUCAACAUCAACAAGCGGGCUGACUCCAAGAACAAGCACCUGGUGGCCCUCUACACCAAGGACGAGCACUUUGCCAUCGCAGCUGACAGUGAACUGGAACAGGAGAGCUGGUACCAAGCGCUGCUGCAGUUGCACAACAGGGCCAAGGGCCACCACCACCUCCACCACCAUCAUCAUCACCACCACAGCGAUGUCACCUUCGGGGGCAGCAGCGUGGGGCUGGGGGAAGCAGGUGAGGACAGCUAUGGCGAGGUAGCCCCUGGCCCGGCUUUUAAGGAAGUUUGGCAAGUAAUUCUGAAGCCUAAGGGGCUAGGCCAGACAAAGAACCUGAUUGGCAUCUACCGCCUGUGCCUGACUAACAAGACCAUCAGCUUUGUGAAGCUGAAUUCAGAUGCGGCUGCUGUGGUGCUGCAGCUGCUCAAUAUCCGCCGUUGUGGACACUCUGAGAACUUCUUCUUCAUCGAGGUGGGACGCUCGGCGGUGACCGGGCCUGGGGAGUUCUGGAUGCAGGUGGAUGACUCGGUGGUGGCGCAGAACAUGCAUGAAACCAUCCUGGAGGCCAUGCGAGCCAUGAGUGAGGAAUUCCGACCCCGCAGCAAGAGCCAGUCCUCUUCCAACUGUUCCAACCCCAUCUCCGUGCCCCUUCGUAGCAGGCAUCACAUCAACAACCCUCCACCCAGCCAAGUGGGGCUCAGUCGCCGGUCCAGGACCGAGAGCGUUACAGCCACCUCCCCAGCUGGCGGUGGGGGUGGAGGUAUGGGUGGCAAACCCAGCUCUUUCCGGGUCCGCGCAUCCAGCGAUGGGGAAGGUACAAUGUCAAGGCCUGCCUCAGUGGAUGGUAGCCCAGUUAGCCCCAGUGCCAACCGGACCCACUCACACAGACACCGUGGCAACUCCAGGCUCCAUCCUCCGCUCAACCACAGCCGUUCCAUCCCGAUGCCUUCCUCACGCUGCUCUCCGUCAGCCACCAGCCCAGUCAGCCUGUCGUCCAGCAGCACCAGUGGCCACGGCUCCACAUCGGACUGCCUGUUUCCACGAAGGUCCAGUGCUUCAGUUUCUGGCUCCCCUAGUGAUGGCGGAUUUAUUUCUUCAGAUGAAUAUGGUUCUAGCCCGUGUGACUUCCGCAGCUCUUUUCGCAGCGUGACCCCGGAUUCACUAGGACACACCCCACCAGCUCGGGGCGAUGAAGAGCUCAACUACAUCUGCAUGGGAGGGAAGGCCGCCUCAUCCUGCUGCAGCCUGGCAGCUCCCAAUGGCCACUUCAUCCCACGUACUUGCCACCUGCAGCAGCAGCCCCGCUACCCCAGCACAUCGUGCUGUCCCCGAGCCAGUAGCGAGGACGUUGCCGACUUGGACAAGGCAUUCAGGAAACGGACUCACUCUGCAGGCACUUCACCCACCAUCUCCCACCAGAAGACACCCUCGCAGUCUUCGGUGGCCUCCAUUGAGGAGUACACAGAGAUGUUGCCUUCUUACCCUUGCGGCGGCAGCCGGCUGCCCUCCUACCGGCACUCAGCCUUUGUGCCCACUCACUCCUACCCUGAGGAGUGUCUGGAGAUGCACCACCUGGAUGGCAGCCACCAUCGGACCAACUCUGCCCCACACACGGAUGAUGGCUACAUGCCCAUGUCCCCUGGCGUAGCCCCCAUGCCCGGCGGUGGGGCUGCCCCCAAGGGCGGUGACUACAUGCCCAUGAGCCCCAAGAGCGUGUCGGCCCCGCAGCAGAUCAUCAACCCUGGCAGAGGGGGCCGCCACCCUCCAGCCACAGUGGACUCCAAUGGCUACAUGAUGAUGUCCCCCAGCGGCAGCUACUCCCCGGACAGCGGCUCUGCGGGCUACGGCAAGAUUUGGACGAACGGUGCCGGCCACCACCCGAAGCUCUCUGUGGAGAGCAACGAAGGGAAGCUGCCCUGCGGUGGCGGUGACUACAUCAACAUGUCCCCAGCCAGCGGCUCCACCACCAGCACGCCGCCCGACUGCUACUUCGGGGCGGCGGGGCAGCCGGGCGUCGAGGAGACGACCGCCGCGGCCCACCACAAGCCCAUCUACUCCUACUUCUCGCUGCCGCGCUCCUUCAAGCACGUGCACCGGCGGGGCGGCGGGCCGGUGGGCGAGGAGGGCAGCCCCCAGCCCCGCGUGGCGCUCGGCUCCGGCCGCCUCCUCUACGCCGCCGAGGACUCGUCCUCCUCCACCAGCAGCGACAGCCUGGGCGGCCCCGGCGGCCCCGAGGGUCCCGCGCCGCACUCGCAGCCCCCGCGCAAGGUGGACACGGCCGUGCAGACCAAGGGCCGCCUGGCGCGACCCACGCGGCUGUCGCUGGGCGGCCCCAAGGCCAGCACCCUGCCGCGGGCCCGCGAGCAGCCCCCGCUGCUGCCGGCCCCGGAGCCCAAGAGCCCCGGCGAGUACGUGAACAUCGAGUUCGUCCCCGGGGACAAGCCGCCUUUUCCCUCGGCCGCCCCGGGGCUGCCGCGGCCGCCGGGCGGGGAGGCCGCCGAGGAGUACAUGAACAUGGAGCUGGGGCCGCCCCGCGCCCCCCUCAGCCCCGGCCGUAACCAGAGCGCCAAGGUGAUCCGCGCCGACCCGCAGGGCGGCCGCCGGCGGCACAGCUCCGAGACCUUCUCGUCCACGCCGAGCACCGCCCGCGGUGCGGCGGGCGGCGGCGGCCCUGGGGCGCCGUUCUCCUGCGGCGGCGCGGGGGGCGCCGAGGAGGUGAAGCGCCACAGCUCGGCCUCCUUCGAGAACGUGUGGCUGCGGCCCGCCGCCGGGGAGCCGCCCGCCGGGGGCCGGGGGCCGGGAGCCGCGCUGGAGAACGGACUCAACUACAUCGACCUGGACUUGGUGAAGGAUUGCACCAACCGCCGCCACCACCUGCACCCCCCCGCGGAGGGCGCCUCCGGGCCGGGGGGGAAACCGCCGCAGCCCCGCUCCCCGCGCGGGAGCAGCCACUCCAGCGACGACCUGAGCGCGUACGCCAGCAUCAGCUUUCAGAAGCGGGAGGAGCCUUAGGAGCCGGCCGGGAAGAAUGAUGACCUAUACAACCUCAGCAAAUCCUUCUUUUAACUCAUGGGUAUCAAGACUCUUACAUGUUUCAUGUUACCACAACUAGGACCUCACCUCCUCCUCCUCCUCUUCCUCUGUAAAUGGGUACGAUGCAUCCAGUUCAGUUUGUUUACUUUACACAAACCUCAGGAGUUAGUUGACUGAGCUGCACAUCCUGUGUUGUGCCAAGCAGAAGCACUGUGACACCUGGACAAUGAGUCUCUUUUACUUAAUCCUCUACCGUAAGGACUUAGCUGGCCACAGUGAACUGAUGUGCCCACCACUAUGUCAUGGUGAGAAUGGGUAUUUUACUAGCACAUUUACACAACUUCAUUUGCUGCUGAAAACCUGUAUGACAAAUCAUCCUUGUAAAUUAUUACAUACAAAACUUAAUGUUGGUUGAAGAGUAUUAAAUAUUUAACAUAGGUUUUGAUUUAUACAUGUACUUUUUUAAUUAAAAUGUAACUUUUCCUACAGCACAUCUUUUUUGAUGUGGAACUGAGGUAUACUAUAUUCUGUUGUAAACAGAGUGGGAAACCUGCUUAAAACAAGGCUUCUAAGAAUAGAGUAGGGUACUAUUCUUGUUUUAAGAUUGUAAUUCAGAAAAUAAUAUAAUACAAGUCAUUGGUCCCUGGGCCUUGAUUGUACAGUCAUAUUUACUGAUACUAUCAGUUGUAAAAUAACCCUGGUGUUGAGCUGAUUUCUUUCCAGAAGAAAAGUAAUUUUGUACUCCUUGUAAAAUAAUAAUCUGUAUUAACUACAAUGAAGACAAAUUUUACUGUACAUGAUAUUUACAAGUGUCAACUUGAAUUCAUCAAUUGCACAGAAACUGACAAAAAAUCAGAGAAAAAGAAAUCAAAGUCUUCCAUUGUAUAUAUUGUAAAGAAUAGGAAAAAAAAAACAUCCAACAGAAAACCACAAAAGAAAAUGAAAACAAAAAAGGGUGAACUUUUCAAAUUAACUCUUUCCCUGGAAUGAAAAUGUGGGUGUUUGUAAAUUCUGGAAAUCUCUUUCUAUAUGUAAUAAACUAGAUACUGUUUUAUCUGC
This is a messenger RNA of Numida meleagris (helmeted guineafowl), 4304 nucleotides long. RefSeq names its product insulin receptor substrate 1 (gene IRS1). Gene Ontology annotation, molecular function: insulin receptor binding; phosphatidylinositol 3-kinase binding. The transcript is spliced from 3 exons. Lineage: Eukaryota; Metazoa; Chordata; Aves; Galliformes; Numididae. The record is from RefSeq and is a predicted model, not a curated record. The coding region runs from base 9 to 3224 and encodes 1071 amino acids. Gene Ontology annotation, cellular component: cytosol; plasma membrane. Gene Ontology annotation, biological process: insulin receptor signaling pathway.